ACCACAUCCACACCCACCCGUCUCCCUCAUGUAAAUAUCUCCCUCCAUUGUGUAAUAUUAGUUCAUCGACGAGGUUCUGUUUGAGGCAAGCCAGGUCUGUUACUAUUUUACCACUUUCUAUGCUAUCCGUGUACAGUAUCUAUCUGUUAAAUAUGCUACAAUUCAAUUAUUUGUGCAUUUGUAACAGGUUAGGUUCUGUUAUCAACACAACGGACAUUCUUAUCUUUACAUAUGUCACCAAAAGUAGUCAAAGUCCAUUUGAACAUGGCCGACCAUAUUAUGUCAUAGGUUCUAGUGUUGUUUUUGUUGGUGGUGAACUAUUUGGGGAAUAUUUGAUGAAUAUUGCAGUUCCUUGCAGACAAAUACAGUAUAAUACAUUAUUUCUGACAUUUGUUAGUUUUGAAUUAUAGGUUCAGACCUAGUACUCAAUCUCAGCCUUAUUAUGUUUUCAAAACACUAAAAAGUUAGGCUAUCUUGGUUUGAUGUGGCAUAUAGCAUCCGACUAUACCUUAUAAUCGGCUUAUCAGUUUAUGGCCUAUGAUGAUUGUCACAUGUAGAAAAGAUGAGCUCAGUGUUUGUUUUCAAAUGGUUCAUUUGUUGCUAGAUUGUUUUUGUGUGAUGCAUACCAUAGCAUAUUUAUGAACUUUCACCCAGUUCUAGACCCCUGUGAUUGGGGUCUGGGCCUUUACAAAACUAUUUUCAAUGUUGGUUGCUCUGAGGUUUGCUUUGCCACUGUUCUUACACUGUUCCCACAUAGUUUCAAGUGUAAUUAAAACCACACAGGUUCAAUUAUUUUCAUCACAGCUGAUCUUGCUGUUUAUGGCCCUCUUCUGUUUCUCUGUCAUGGUGUUAUCAGUGUUGUCAUGGUGUUAUCAGUGUAGUCAUGGUGUUAUUGUUGUUAUUGUGUUGUUAUUGUUUUACUGUGUUAUUAGUGUUGUGUUGUUAAGCCUACGAGGUCUUAACAGGUCUAUAUCCUUCAACAGAUGAUAAUGUCGGUGAAUAUGGUGUCUGACAUCAGUCCAGCAGGGGGAAUAGGAGAGCCACAUACCACCACAGUGGGAGGGAGUAAACCCCUGCACCGCUUCAUCAGAGGGGAGCCCAAGAGUAUUGGGGUGAGACUGGAAAACAGAGAACUGAUGUAUUCAUUGUUGACAAAUACUCCAAGGUAUCAUCGCAAACAAAAAAUGUACUGUUCAUUUAGUGGUAGCACUUUACAUUACAGUACACAAUAAAGUGGCAAUAACAUGGUAAUAGCAUGGUAACAGGAUACAGUUACUCAUAAUGAAAACAUUAUUUGCCCAGAUACCCCUUCAUUUAUGUGUAAAUAUAUAAUUUCUGUGUCUGGUUGGUUAGAUUGUAAUGCUGUUCAUGGGCUCAUCACUCUUCAUCUUGGCAAUUCCCAUGAGAAUGGAUCCACUGGAGUCCUCUGCGGACAAUUUCACCUCUUUUUGGCUAGGAAUCCUGGUAUGCCUUUUUUGCACAUGUCUAUAUAAAUCUAUCAUAUUGACAAUCCAAAUGUCAUACCAUAACAUCUAACUUACAGUAACACAUAACCUGGAGUCUUAAGCCCCCAUUUCCAAAUCUUAAAAUCAAUGAUAUCUUUCAGACUGUCUCCCAUGACAGUUUAAUGUUGUUGAAUUUAUAAACUCGCACCCUCUUCUGUUUUGCAGUUCAUCAUCUGUGGUCUGUUAUACGUGCUCACAGAGAAGAAUACUUCAAAACAAUUGGUGAGUACCAUGAAUUGGAAUUCAGUGCACAGGCAUUACAGAUGUAGGAUCUUAAUUUGAUAACCCUGUUGCAGGAGAACUUUCCUGCAGGAAAUGUAAUUCUCUACAGUCUAAGACGUUUGGUUUAGAAUUUUACGACCCCUUUAGGUAUAUAUAAAAUAAAAUAAAAUGAUUUGAUAAAAUAUUGAAUUUGGACUUUAGUAACAAAUCACAUAGAAAUGCAUUGAAUAACACAUUCAUGAAUGGCAAAAAAGUUCAUCAUAAGGAAUAAGGCUUUGACGCAUCUGUCCUAUAUCUAGGAAAAAUAAGAAAGUUCAGGAAAAAGUUUGGACACACCUACUCAUUCAAGGGUUUUCUUUAUUUUUACUAUUUUUUACAUUGAUGAAAUAACACAUCUGGAAUCAUGUAGUAAACAAAAAAGUGUUAAACAAAUCAAAAUAUAUUUUAUAUUUGAGAUUCAUCAAAUAGCCACCCUUUGCCUUGAUGACAGCUUUGCACACUCUUGGCAUUCUCUCAACCAGCUUCACCUGGAAUGCUUUUCCAACAGUCUUGAAGGAGUUUAUUUAUUAGCAUUUAUUUGGGCUGCAAUCCGUAUUGACUGACCUUCAUGUCUUAAAGUAAUGAUGGACUGUCAUUUCUCUUUGCUUUGUUGAGCUGUUCUUGCCAUAAUAUGGACUUGGUCUUUUACCAUAUAUGGCUAUCUUCUGUAUAAAUCUUUUUACAUUUACAUUGUAGUCAUUUAGCAGACGCUCUUAUCCAGAGCGACUUACAGUUAGUGAGUGCAUACAUUUUCAUACUGGCCCCCCGUGGGAAACGAACCCACAACCCUGGCGUUGCAAGCGCCAUGCUCUACCAACUGAGCUACAGGGGACUACACAACACAACUGAUUGGCUCAAACGCAUUAAAUUCCACAAAUUAACUUUUAAUAAGGCACACCUUUUAAUUGAAAUGCAUUCCAGGUGACUACCUCAUGAAGCUGGUUGAGAGAAUGCCAAGAGUGUGCAAAGCUGUCAUCAAGGCAAAGGGUGGCUAUUUGAAGAAUCUCAAAUAUAAAAUAUAUUUUGAUUUGUUUAAAACUUUUUUCGUUACUACGUGAUUCCAUAUGUGUUAUUUCAUAGUUUUGAUGUCUUCACUAUUAUUCUACAAUGUAGAAAAUAGUAAAAAUAAAGAAAAACCCUUGAAUGAGUAGGUGUGUCCAAACUUUUGACUGGUAGUGUAUAUAUCUAGAAUAAUGCUUUGUUAAUGUCAGUAUUACCUUGUAACUUAAGCUUAUGCCUUGUAUGUGAAUCCAUUCAUUUUACAAAGUUAUUAAAUAAUACUUGUAUUUAGAAUUCCAUUCUCAUGACCGCUCCUUGAUCUUAGUCAGCUAAAUGCAUAAUACUUGAUUGCACAUGGUUUACAUAGUCUCUUGCACAUUGGUAUUUAUCUUAUGGAGUCAGAGAAACAUUUUAACAGGCUAAUUGCUUAGUCUUAUUUCGAGUGGCAUGUUAUGUACUGUAUAUAUAAUAGACUGUAUAUACACAUAUCAAAUAUUUGUCACGAUCGUCGGGAACAGAGGACCAAUGCGCAGCGUUGAAUGCAAACAUAUUUAUUAACUCUGAAGGAUAACACGAACAAAAACGAUAACGUGACAGUCAACGGUCUAACACAAACCAACUAGAACAAGAUCCCACAACAACUGUGGGAAAACAGCCUGUAUAAAUAUGGUUCCCAAUCAGAGACAACCAGCACCAGCUGACACUCGUUGCCUCUGAUUGGGAACCAAUCUGGCCAACAUAGAAAUGCAACUACUAGAUAAACAAAUGAAAGGCACACCCUGGCUCAACAUACAAGUGUCCCCAGAGCCAGGGCGUGACAGUACCCCCCCCCUAAAGGCGCGGACUCCGACCGCGUCAACUAAAUACCACAGGGGAGGGACCGGGUGGGCACUCCGCCUUGGCGGCGGAUCCGGCUCCGGGCCUGAUCCCCACUCCCUCUCCAACCCCCCAAAGUACCCCUGGUCCGGUCUGGCCCCGCUGACCGGAGCUGGACUGCACACUGGUGGAGCGGAUUGCUCUAGCUCCGGCGUGAAGCAGCUGACCGGUGCCGGACCAGGCACCGGUGGAAAAGGCACGGGGCGUGCCGGACUGACGACGCGUACCAUAGGCUUGGUGCGGGGAGCAGGAGCGGGCCGGACCGGACUGGCGACGCACACCACUGGCUUGGUGUGGGGAGCAGGAGCGGACCGGACCGGGCUGGCGACGCACACCACUGGCUUGGUGUGGGGAACAGGCACGGGCCGUGCCGGACUGACGACGCACACCACUGGCUUGGUGUGGGGAGCAGGAGCGGGCCGGACCGGGCUGGCGACGCACACCACUGGCUUGGUGUGGGGAACAGGCACGGGCCGUGCCGGACUGACGACGCACACCACUGGCUUGGUGUGGGGAGCAGGAGCGGGCCGGACCGGGCUGGCGACGCGCACCAUAGGCUCGGUGCGGGGAGCAGGAACAGGCCGGGCCGGGCUGGCGACGCGCACCACUGGCUUGGUGUGGGGAGCAGGAGCGGGCCGGACCGGGCUGGCGACGCACACCACUGGCUUGGUGUGGGGAACAGGCACGGGCCGUGCCGGACUGACGACGCACACCACUGGCUUGGUGUGGGGAGCAGGAGCAGGCCGGACCGGGCUGGCGACGCGCACCAUAGGCUCGGUGCGGGGAGCAGGAACAGGCCGGGCCGGGCUGGCGACGCGCACCAUAGGCUCGGUGCGGGGAGCAGGAACAGGCCGGGCCGGGCUGGCGACGCGCACCAUAGGCUCGGUGCGGGGAGCAGGAACAGGCCGGGCCGGGCUGGCGACGCGCACCACAGGCUCGAUGCGAGGAACAGGAACAGGCCGGACCGUACUGGGGACACACACCACUGGACCUAUGCAGGGAUCAGGAACGGGCCGGACCGGACUGGUAACACACCCCAGUACCUCUCGCCGUGCCUCCACACUUUCCCUCUCCUCUGUGACCAGUGGCCCCCUUAACCUGGCGGCCUCCUCUGCACACCCGCUGGACCGCUCCAUCGCGGCCUCCUGCUGCCCCGUCGUCCACGGCGUGAGCCCCCCCCUAAAAAAAUUCUGGGGGUCUCUCCUCCCCGUGGGCCAGGCCUCUAUAGUUCUCGCCCAACUCUCACUCUUCUGCUUCCAACUCCAGCCAUUCUGCUCUUCAUUUGGCUUGACCCAGUCGAGACUCUUCCUCCACUGUUCCCAAGUCCACCCUCUCUGCUCUUCACUAGGCUUGACCCAGUCGAGGCUGCCACGGAGAUCUGCUAGCGAUUCCCCUGGCGAUGGCUCCUGGACACGCUGCUUGGUCCAGUUUUGGUGGGAUCUUCUGUCACGAUCGUCGGGAACAGAGGACCAAUGCGCAGCGUUGAAUGCAAACAUAUUUAUUAACUCUGAAGGAUAACACGAACAAAAACGAUAACGUGACAGUCAACGGUCUAACACAAACCAACUAGAACAAGAUCCCACAACAACUGUGGGAAAACAGCCUGUAUAAAUAUGGUUCCCAAUCAGAGACAACCAGCACCAGCUGACACUCGUUGCCUCUGAUUGGGAACCAAUCUGGCCAACAUAGAAAUGCAACUACUAGAUAAACAAAUGAAAGGCACACCCUGGCUCAACAUACAAGUGUCCCCAGAGCCAGGGCGUGACAAUAUUACUGCCCACCAAUGUUCCCUCUACAUUUUAUGGGCACUGAGCAAAUUUCAGGUCUGCUGAGCGCAAACUUGAAUGUUGUGAAAAUUCUGUGCAACUUUCAGCGCGUGUUUACUCUAAACACUGAGGCUGUACCCGCUUUAAGUUAGUUUCAGACAGUGGUCAAGUAGGCUACUGUGGCUAUUUGAUCAUAAUGUAGGCCUACCGGAGUGGCCUACAUUUUUUUUCAAAUGCAGAAAAUGCAUCCCAUAACAUUUUAACAUGGAAAUAGCUGUUCUAUCAUUCAGUCUACUGUAUCAGCUAAUGUGAUGUUCAAUGUAGGCCUACAUUCCAUGAUACUUUUGAAUAGAAACAUGCAGAGCUUGACAUUAACCUGUUUAUCCACAACAAAUGUUGUGUUGUUUGAUGCAAGAAACCACUUCACAAAAUAAAAUGCAUUAUUAUUCCCAUGCCAUUAUUACAAAGAAUCAGACAAAUUAUGCUACCCUCUACCUAUUGGCUACUUAGCUUAUUGAAGCCUGUCACAAAAUACAACACUGCGGAAGACACAUUUCAGUUGAAUGCAUUCAGUUGUACAACUGACUAGGUAUCCCCCGUUCCCUUUCCUACCCCUUUAAGACAAAAAAAAAGCUCUUUACCCAACUUACUUUUCAAAUAUGUCUAGAAAUGUAAACGUUUUGUGCUCUUGUAGGAAGCAAUCACUCCCCCAUUGCUGACUACAAAUUAUCUAUAACUGGGCUAAUAACUCACUAACUAGCAAAGGAUAUGAAACAAAGUGCACACGUGGCUACAUGCAGCUCUCACUUUGAUCUCUUGCAUCUACUCACGACCGCUCAUACUGUAAACACAGUCCAAUUCAAAGUGAAUGGCACAGAUCCAUAUGGCAAUGGUCUAUUUGCAUAUACAGUGAGGCGAAAAAGUAUUUGAUCCCCUGCUGAUUUUGUACGUUUGCCCACUGACAAAGAAAUGAUCAGUCUAUAAUUUUAAUGGUAGGUUUAUUUGAACAGUGAGAGACAAAAAAAUCCAGAAAAACGCAUGUCAAAAAUGUUAUAAAUUGAUUUGCAUUUUUAUGAGGGAAAUAAGUAUUUGACCCUCUCUCAAUCAAUAAAGAUUUCUGGCUCCCAGGUGGGAGUGCUCCUAAUCUUAAAGGGAGUGUUCCUAAUCUCAGCUUGUUACCUGUAUAAAAGACACCUGUCCACAGAAGCAAUCAAUCAAUCAGAUUCCAAACACUCCACCAUGGCCAAGACCAAAGAGCUCUCCAAGGAUGUCAGGGACAAGAUUGUAGACCUACACAAGGCUGGAAUGGGCUACAAGACCAUCGCCAAACAGCUUGGUGAGAAGGUGACAACAGUUGGUGCGAUUAUUCGCAAAUGGAAGAAACAUAAAAUAACUGUCAAUCUCCCUUGGCCUGGGGCUCCAUGCAAGAUCUCACCUCGUGGAGUUGCAAUGAUCAUGUGAACGGUGAGGAAUCAGCCCAGAACUACACAGGAGGAUCUUGUCAAUGAUCUCAAGGCAGCUGGGACCAUAGUCACCAAAAAAACAAUUGGUAACACACUACGCCGUGAAGGACUGAAAUCCUGCAGUGCCCACAAGGUCCCGCUGCUCAAGAAAGCACAUAUACAGGGCCGUCUGAAGUUUGCCAAUGAACAUCUGAAUGAUUCAGAGGAGAACUGGGUGAAAGUGUUGUGGUCAGAUGAGACCAAAAUCGAGCUCUUUGGCAUCAACUCAACUCGCCGUGUUUGGAGGAGGAGGAAUGCUGCCUAUGACCCCAAGAACACCAUCCCCACCGUCAAACAUGGAGGUGGAAACAUUAUGCUUUGGGGGUGUUUUUCUGCUAAGGGGACAGGACAAUUUCAACGCAUCAAAUGGACAAUGGACGGGGCCAUGUACCGUCAAAUCUUGGGUGAGAACCUCCUUCCCUCAGCCAGGGCAUUGAAAAUGGGUCGUGGAUGGGUAUUCCAGCAUGACAAUGACCCAAAACACACGGCCAAGGCAACAAAGGAGUGGCUCAAGAAGAAGCACAUUAAGGUCCUGGAGUGGCCUAGCCAGUCUCCAGACCUUAACCCCAUAGAAAAUCUGUGGAGGGAGCUGAAGGUUCGAGUUGCCAAACGUCAGCCUCAAAACCUUAAUGACUUGGAGAAGAUCUGCAAAGAGGAGUGGGACAAAAUCCCUCCUGAGAUGUGUGCAAACCUGGUGGCCAACUACAAGAAACAUCUGACCUCUGUGAUUGCCAACAAAGGUUUUGCCACCAAGUACUAAGUCAUGUUUUGCAGAGGGGUCAAAUACUUAUUUCCCUCAUUAAAAUGCAAAUCAAUUUAUAACAUUUUUGACAUGCGUUCUUCUGGAUUGUUUUGUUGUUAUUCUGUCUCUCACUGUUCAAAUAAACCUACCAUUAAAAUUAUAGACUGAUCAUGUCUUUGUCAGUGGGCAAACGUACAAAAUCAGCAGGGGAUCAAAUACUUAUUUCCCUCACUGUAGGCCUACUGCAGCUCUGAUUGGUUCUACUGCAGCUCUGAUUGGUUAUGCCACGCAGGUCUGUGGAGAGUAUGGCUUGUCAAUGCAAUAGAAUUCUAUCCGAUGCGUGCCUUGAAAGAGGCUUUGUCACGAAGUGGUUGCUAUUUUUUCACCAUUUUCUUUGUUCUCACCCUGUAGGUGACAGCAAGCCUGGCCCUUAGUAUCAUCUCUAUAUUGGGGGUCACAGUGGCUUUCUUUGAAUUCCUUAAAGGCAUCCUGAGCUUGAAGUAUCACCAUUACCACUUUUAUCAUUCCUACUAUGAUGACAACAUCACAGACUCUGCCGGAGUUGUUGUCCCCUGGCGUAAACGACAUAUGGUAAAUGUUGUUGUUGUUGUUGUGAAAUUGGAUCACUGCUAUCUGGAACAAUUAUUAUUGGCAGUCCUUCUCUUGGGUAUUUGGUUUGUGACAACCUCUUUAAAAUUGCAUCCAGUAAAUGAAAUAAAGAAAGGAUAAACAUCAUAUAACACAGCUUUACACUGGAACCUUUCUCAUUCUGUCUAAAUAAAGAGACCUUUAAUUCUGCUCUCUCUCCUGACAGGACCAGUUAUUCAGCCUUGAGGCUGUAUUCAUGUAUCAGAGCUUAGUGGGCAUGGUGCUCCUAAUACUGAUGACAGCAUUUGCCAGGGCUGCCUUGCAGUCCAGUAAGACACAGGUAAAGUACUGUGGCAGUGACAUACUUUAUAACCUUAUUUGUAUCCUAACCUGGGGCUUGUAGACUGUGGUAAGUAUGCCAGUGCAAUUAAUCAAAUACAUUUAGAUUUUUAAGUGCCCUACAGAAUCAGACAUCAUCUUAUCUGUAAAUUAUGUUAUUACAGUGUAUGUUUCAGUGGCGACUGGUGAGGGGAGGACGACUUAUGAUAAUGACUAGAAUGGAGCAAAUGGUAUGGCAUCUAACACAGAAACCAUGUGUUUGAUAUCAUUCCACUUAAUCCGCUCCAGCCAUUACCACAAGCCUGUCCUCCCCAAUUAAGGUGCCACCAACCUCCUGUGGUAUGUUUAUACUGUAUACAGUGUACAUAAUGCUUUUUUGUCUUUCUCUUGCAGGAUGAAUGCCUAAGAUAAACUCUGUCCUUUCUCUUUUAUACAGGCAAUUGUGGUAAUGAACAAUCUACCAUCAGCAGACUGAAUGAAAGAAAGAAAGCCUUUUAUGACUGUCUCUGCCAUGAUGGAUGGAUAGAAAACUUGGAUUCAUUGAUAUACAAUAAAUGUAAUUCAAUGUGUAGAACAUUUCUUUAAAUCCACAUAUGGAAAUUGUCUAUGUAUACAAGACACUUUUCAUUUCCAUUUUGAAAUAAAUGUAACAUCAAUUGUUCAAUCAAAUGUAUUCAUAAAGCCCUUUUUACAUCAGCA
Coregonus sp. 'balchen' is the source of this 9277-nucleotide messenger RNA. The record is from the annotation of a GenBank genome assembly. NCBI's taxonomy places the organism in Eukaryota, Metazoa, Chordata, Actinopteri, Salmoniformes, Salmonidae.